ACCGGCUUCACAUCUUGACCCUAACUUAGCGACAUCGAGAUUGUUGUUCAAUAUUGCGCAGUCUCCAAUCAGAUGAUUGCUGCGACAUGCACAAGCAACGGUCCGGUCGUAAUACGUGUAUGCGUACUCCGUAUCUGCCCGUGUCAGCGUUAAACAAGAGCCUCACACGGAUGGCUUGAAGAAUGGCAUAUAUAAUAUCCCGACUACAUCUGGUGUCUGCAGAAAGGUAGGUCUAUACACAGACAAUAGCACAAGUGUUCCCUUGCGUCCAAUAAACAAUCAUGAGCAGCCUUCGCAUCGCUAUCGUUGGCGGAGGGCCGGCAGGCUUAGCCCUGGCCCGACUUCUCCAGGUUAACAACAUUCCCUGUACUGUGUUCGAACUCGACCACACUGCGGGCGAAAGAGAUCAAGGCGGUACGGUCGACUUGCACAAGCGAGGCGGGCAACUCGUUCUGCAAGAAGCUGGUCUCUUCGACGAAUUCAAGCGACUUUCUCGCCCAGAAGGCCAGGCAAUGAAACUUCUCAAGUACGACGGCACAGUAGUCCUCGACGAGAACACAUCCGGCAUUCACCGACCGGAAGAAUUCGACGACCGUCCGGAAAUCGACCGCACAGCGCUGCGCCAUAUGCUCCUGAAUUCUCUACAGCCUGACACUGUGGUCUGGGGCAGAAGGCUGAUAGCCGUGGAGGAGUCACCGGAAAAGGCUGGAAAGCACGACCUGCACUUUCACGACAGCGUGGAGGAGGGCUUCGAUCUCGUCGUCGGCGCAGACGGUGCCUGGUCCAAAGUGCGCGCUUCUCUCACGGAUCAACUACCAGUUUAUUCGGGCGUCACUGGGAUCGAACUGUGGGCAACAGAAAUCGAGCAACGGCACCAGUGGCUCAGUGAAUUUGUCGGCGCCGGCAGCUGUUUCAUGUUCGACGAGGGACGUGCGAUCCAGGCUCAAAAGAAUGGCAACAACAGUAUCCGGAUAUAUGCCAGUGUGCGGCAACCGGAAGACUGGCUUGAAACCUGCGGCAUUGACUGGUCUUGUCCAGAAGAAGCUAAGAAGAAGUACCUUGACGAAUAUUUCGCCGACUGCGCACCCGAGUUGAAGCGAGCUGUUCUCGAUGCAAAUGACAAAGUCGUGCCGCGGAAAAUGUGGAUGCUCCCUGUCGGCUGGCGAUGGGACUCACGUCCAGGACUAGCUCUUGUGGGAGACGCAGCUCAUCUCAUGACCCCAUUCGCAGGGGUGGGCGUAAACCUCGCUCUGGCCGACUCUCUGACUCUUGCGAAGGCGAUAGUGGCUUGUGGUGGCAAGGCUGAGCGUUUGUCAGACGCCAUCGCAGCUUAUGAGCAGGAGAUGUUCCCUCGCGCCGAACAAUUUGCCCAGAGGACUGCAAGGGGUCUCGUCGGUCAUUUCUCUGCCAAUGGCGUGGAGGAAAUGGCUGCACGUAUAGCAGGCAGGUGAGAUGGCUGCUGCUAUUGGGAAGAGGUUCUGCUGCAACAAUACGACCACGAUAGUUGGGAUCGCGAUACCAACGUAAUGGCAAGGCAAUGAGAUGGGUCGGUGUGGUUACUGCUUCUUUUUGGGCCUGGAUCGAGCAUAGCAAGCAAGAUAUUUCAAUGAAACACCAUUCUUGUAAUCCGAAUUCUAGAGGUUUAGCUGUUACCGAGGACGUUUGCCUGACGAAUCGUCAAUAUUGACGUGACUUUGUUGUGGCGAUG
Exophiala viscosa is the source of this 1708-nucleotide messenger RNA. RefSeq names its product putative monooxygenase. NCBI's taxonomy places the organism in Eukaryota, Fungi, Ascomycota, Eurotiomycetes, Chaetothyriales, Herpotrichiellaceae. Gene Ontology annotation, biological process: response to antibiotic. The coding region runs from base 282 to 1451 and encodes 389 amino acids. The record is from RefSeq and is a predicted model, not a curated record. The transcript has a single exon. Gene Ontology annotation, molecular function: monooxygenase activity; FAD binding.